AUGGUAAAAGAGGCAGCAAGAAAGUGCUCCCAUUGUGGCCAAAAUGGCCAUAACUCAAGAACAUGUACUAAGGAUUGUAUCAAAUUGUUUGGAGUUAGCAUUGAAAAACGUGAACAAACAAUUAAAGGAAGUGCUAGCUUGGAUAACAUAGCAGCCUUAGAUGACAUUAACGGUGCACAUCAUGUCGAUCCCGGCUAUAGUUCCGACGGCGUUAUCGGUUCUAAGAGAGGCAGAACAGCGUAUACAAGGAAGAAAGGCAAGCCAUGGACCGAGGAGGAGCAUAGAACAUUUUUAUCUGGCCUAAGCAAUCUUGGCAAGGGCGAUUGGAGAGGCAUUUCGAAGAAAUUUGUGAUUACUAGGACCCCAAGUCAGGUUGCUAGUCAUGCACAGAAGUAUUUUCUGAGACAGCAGGCUUCAAAUGAGAAGAAGAAACGUAGAUCAAGCCUCUUUGACAUGACCUUCAAAGGAACUGAUCUGGCUUCUCAUCAGGAUGCUCCGAAACUGCCUUUAAUUAAGACUUGUGGGAGUUCAUCACAGGCUAGCACCUCUUCAGCUUCACCAUUGAGGAAAGCUGGCGAGGAUAUCCCAUCACCAGCUAUCAGCCCAUUACACCUCAUCAACCAAUUUCCUUUGCUUUGCUUGCAUAAUCCCCAGGUCAUGAGUCCUACUGUCGCAGCCGGUACUGGCGUUUCAAACUACAAUCCUUGCAUGCAACGAGUCCUUGCCAAUGGACGGCGGAGCUUUCCGGCAAGUAAAGCAACACCCUUUGUCUCCAUGAUGAACUAUCCAAGGGCCUACCAUCCUUACAUGCUUAACAGCCCUGCAAGCCUGGUUGGUUGCGCACCUUGUAUUGCCCAUCAACCAUCCGGUAUCCCUUCACCAAGUUCAUUUCCUCAGAGCUUUUCUCCACAAGGUGCUUCAACUUCAUUAGCAAAAAUGGAAGACCCUCUUGAGCUUAAAAUUGGACAACCCCCUAAAUCCCCCCAAGGAGCAAAUAUAUCAUCCCCAGCAUCUGGUGCCAUUAGUGUUAUAUGA
Molecule: messenger RNA, 1035 nt
Organism: Populus nigra (black poplar)
Lineage: Eukaryota; Viridiplantae; Streptophyta; Magnoliopsida; Malpighiales; Salicaceae
Product: probable transcription factor At5g61620
Exons: 6
Coding region: 1-1035 (344 amino acids)
Biological process (GO): response to gibberellin; response to ethylene; response to auxin
Molecular function (GO): DNA binding; zinc ion binding
Source: RefSeq, a predicted model, not a curated record